Molecule: messenger RNA, 3000 nt
Organism: Chelonus insularis
Lineage: Eukaryota; Metazoa; Arthropoda; Insecta; Hymenoptera; Braconidae
Gene: Sardh
Product: Sarcosine dehydrogenase
Exons: 12
Coding region: 153-2903 (916 amino acids)
Cellular component (GO): cytoplasm; mitochondrion; mitochondrial matrix
Molecular function (GO): sarcosine dehydrogenase activity; protein binding
Source: RefSeq, a predicted model, not a curated record
GCAUCAGUGACACGUAUAUGAAGACAAUGCCACUUCAAGCAUGUCUAGAGUUUUAAUUAAAGUCAAGACUUCAGCAUCAACUUAGAGAUCUUCUUUCGUUGUUAUCAAUCCUUGUAACACAGCUUCUUCAGUCCAGCUAUCAAGUACCAACCAUGACGAGAAUUAAAACAGUCCGUACAUCUACAGUGGAUCAGUAUUGUACUGGCAUCAAAACCAUCAUCAACCAAACGGGCAACAUGUUUCGCACGGUCAAGAGCAAGCUAAACCCUUGGGGUUCUCCAAUAAAGACAAGAAGAAAUGUUCUUACAAAAGCUGCAGAAGACUCAACAAAUGUUAAACCCUCACUACCAGAGUUUGCUGACGUUGUUAUAAUUGGUGGUGGAAGUGCCGGUUGCAAUGCUUUAUAUUAUCUAGCUAAACAAGGGACCAAUGCUAUACUUUUGGAAAAAUCAAAAUUAAGUGCAGGGACUACGUGGCAUACAGCAGGAAUGUAUUGGAGAUUACGACCAAAUGAUGUUGAUAUCCAAUUGCUUGAUGCCACAAGAAAUACCUUACUACGUUUGGAGGAAGAAACUGGACAAAGUCCUGGAUAUAUCCAAAAUGGAGGACUUUUUAUAGCUCAUAAUGAAACACGAAUGGCUGAAUAUAAAAGAUUAAUGACAGCUGGCAAAUAUUUUGGAGUAGAAUCUUAUGCUCUAACUCCGCUAGAAGCAAAAAAACUAUUUCCACUUCUUGAUGAAAAUUCAUUUACCGGAGCAAUAUUUAGUCCUCAAGAUGGAUCAAUGGAUCCUACUAUGCUUAUCAAUGCAUUAACAAAAUACGCUAAAGCACAGGGUUCUCGAGUUAUUGAGGGGUGUUCAGUAACCAGGAUUUUAACUCAUGAAAACGAAUAUGGUUCACGACAUGUGAUUGGUGUAGAAACACCUUAUGGAACUAUUCGAACAAAAUGUAUUUUAAAUGCUGCAGGAGCUUGGUCUGGACAAAUAGCUAAAUUAGCAGGAGUUAAUAUACCUCUAAUCCCGAUGAAGCAUGCAUAUGUAGUGACUGAGCCUAUGGAUAAUGUUCAGGGUCUUCCUAACAUUCGAGAUCAUGAUAGUAGUAUUUAUAUUAAAGUACAAGGAUCAUCAUUAUCCAUUGGAGGAUAUGAAUCGAACCCCAUUAUUCUUAAAUCUGUACCUCGUGAUUUUGCAUUCGGCCUUUAUGAGCUUGACUGGACUGUAUUUAAUGCUCAUAUCAACGCCAUGGUAGAAUUAGUUCCUAAACUUGGAACAACAGGUAUUAAAACAACGAUUUGCGGCCCAGAAAGUUUUACUCCCGACCACAAACCUAUCAUGGGAGAAGAUCCUAGAGUAACUGGAUUUUUUUACUCUUGUGGUUAUAAUAGUGCUGGCAUGAUGUAUGGUGGCGGUUGUGGAGAACAGAUCGCUUCUUGGAUUAUCAAUGGUCGUCCAGAGAAGCACAUGUAUUCUUAUGAUGUUAGACGAUUUACUCCAGAACAGAUGAAAGAUCCAGUUUGGGCUAAUGAACGAUCUCAUGAAGCUUAUGCGAAAAAUUACAGCAUCGUUUUUCCCCACGAUUCUCCUUUGAGUGGACGGAACUUCAAGAAAGAUAUAUUUCAUAAUUUACUGAUUAAGUAUGGGGCAAUAAUGGAGGAAGCUCAAGGAUGGGAAAGACCAGGAUGGUAUCAACCAGGAAAGAUAACAUUAAUUCCUCCCUACGACUACUAUGGCAGUUAUGGCUCCAAUAAAAAUAAAAGGAACGAUUAUGCAGAAACUUUGAAGAAAGAGUAUACUUUUGAUUUUCCAGAGCAUCAUAAAAUAAUUGGAGAGGAAGCUCUUGCGUGUAGAAAUAAAGCAGCACUAUUUGAUCUAUCUUAUUUUGGAAAGUUUUAUCUUUGUGGAGCACAAGCCCAAGAAGCUGCGAAUUACUUAUUCACAGCUAAUGUAAAUCGAGAAGUUAAUAGAGUUGUUUAUACGUGUGCUCUAAAUAAGCAUGGGGGAGUUGAAACUGACUGUACAGUGACGUCAAUAGAAGCUGGAUCUGGAGGCGUUGCUGAUCCAAUCUUCCAAAGAAAAGCUUUUUAUAUUGUUGCUGGAGGAAUGUCUUCUUUUCACACUUUCGCACAUUUUAAAAGGAUAAUAAAGAAAAAAGGAUUUGAAGCAACUGUCCAUGAUGCCACAGAUACAAUGGGAAUAUUGUCUCUUCAAGGACCUAAUAGUAGAUACGUUCUUGAAGAAGUCAGCGAUCAAGAUCUUGCUGACAAGUAUUUCCCAUUUUCUACUUGUAAAGUUUUAGAGAUAAACGGGUGCUUAGUACGUACAUUACGACUCAGUUAUGUUGGAGAACUAGGAUACGAGUUACAUAUUCCUAGUCAAUCAUGUGAAAUAGUUUUUAAUACUCUGAUGAAAGCAGGAAAAGAUUAUGGACUUAAAUUAGCUGGAUUCCGAGCGAUGUAUAGUUUAAGCUGUGAAAAAGGUUACCAUUUGUGGAAUGCAGAUCUUAGAAUAGAUGAUAAUCCAAUAGAAGCAGGAUUGGGAUUUGUUUGUAGAAGACGUGGUGAAUAUUGUGGUCACAAAGUUGUUGAAAAACUUCGAUCUGAUGGAAUAAAAAAGAAAUUAGUUCAUUUCCAUGUCAAAAGCCCUGUCGCUCUGUGGGGUUUAGAAGCUAUUUAUCGUGACAAUGAAAUUGUAGGAUAUCUCAGAAGAGGAGAAUUCUCUUAUGUUUUUAAUAACAGUAUUGGACAUGGAUAUAUUCAAAAUCCAAAUGGAGAUUAUAUAACGAAUUCUUUUAUAGAAUCAGGUAAUUAUGAAAUUGAAGUAAUGGGAAAAAGAUAUCCAGCUAAAGCUUACGUACACAGCCCAUUUGAUCCAGAAAAUAAAAGACUGCAAGGUAUUUAUGAUUAGUGAGACAUUGCUGUGAAUAAUUUUUUGUUACAUGUAUUACAAAAAUUGUGAUUUUACUUUUGAUAAAAUAUUAUUAUACAUUAUUAUAUAGUUAAAA